AUGGGCCUGUUUUCGGUAGCGGGACAUCUUCUUUCUCUUGGAAAACUUCCUGGAAAUACCGCGGCAAAAUGGAGCAAAGAACUUGGCUCUAUUUUUCAAUUAAAAAUGGGUGUACAAACUUGGAUCAUGUUAUCCGAUCCUGUUCUUGCUCAAGAGAUCUUCAUGACUCAUGGUAUUGCGGCAUCUGAUCGACCUCCUCAUACAUUCCAUACUUAUUACAGUCUUGGUGGAAGAGGUGUUGCGUGCUCAAAUGCUGAUAAACGGUGGAAGCGAGCGAGAACUGCUGCUUAUCUUCAACUUGAUGGUCAGGUAGAUCCUGCUCCCUAUUUACAAAACGCUGCUAUGAAUUUUAUUUUGACAACCUGUUUUGCAACUCGUAUCGACUCUGUGGAGGAUCAGCAAUUUAAGGAUAUCAUGUCAUACAUACAUGCGGCAAUGAAAAUGGCUGGUGCUGAAGGGGAUCUUGGUCAAUUUGUGCCUAUUGUAUCUGCAAUGGAUGUACUUGUGGGCAAGAAACGAGAAUACAAUGAUUUUAUUACCAAUGUACGUAAUCCACUUUUUACUCGAUUGAUUGAUGAAGCUACUUCAAGUGACAAAGACUCAAUGGUCAAGACUUUCUUGGCUCUCAAAGAAGAACAAGGUUUGGAUGACAGUGAUAUCCUUGUGAUUUUAUCUGAUCUUCUUGGUGGUGGUACUGAUACUAGCUCCGUUUCAUUAUCUUGGAUGAUCGUCAUUUUAUCCCAUCAUCAUGAUGUUCAAAAGAAAAUACAAGCAGAACUCGAUGCCUUUAUUCAAACCCAUGGACGCCUCCCUACCUUUGAAGAACGAGAACAAAUCCCUUACACCAUUGCUGUACAAAAGGAAUGUCUGCGUUACAGAUCCACCACUCCUUUUGUGGUGGUUCGUGAUUAUUUUUUCCCCAAAGGCACUGUAUUGGUGAGCAACAUGAUUGGCAUGCAUAUGAAUCCUGACGUCUACCCUGAUCCAGAAACUUUCAAGCCUGAACGCUUUUUGAACAACACUCGAACAAUGUCAUCUUCGGCAAAUGGCAAUGUCAAUCAACGUGACCUUUUCAUCUUCGGCUGGGGAAGACGUAUUUGCCCUGGUAUUUAUUUGGCAGAGGUAGAGAUGUUCCAUAUCUUCGUUCGGAUCUUCGCAAACGCAAGUAUUGCACCUCCUUUGGAUGGUGAUGGUAAAGAAGUACCUAUUGAUAUGGAUGCUGCUUUGGAUGCUGGUCUUGUGACUUUACCCCAACCUUAUCAAGUUAGAUUUAUUCCUCGUGUUGAUUCCCCUUUGAAAUAGAGUCUUAUUAUUCAAUUCAUAUAUGAAAUAAAAAAUCGAUCCUUUUUAUUACCCUAUAUUA
This is a messenger RNA of Halteromyces radiatus, 1363 nucleotides long. RefSeq names its product cytochrome P450. NCBI's taxonomy places the organism in Eukaryota, Fungi, Mucoromycota, Mucoromycetes, Mucorales, Cunninghamellaceae. The coding region runs from base 1 to 1302 and encodes 433 amino acids. The transcript has 10 exons. Gene Ontology annotation, molecular function: heme binding; oxidoreductase activity, acting on paired donors, with incorporation or reduction of molecular oxygen; iron ion binding. The record is from RefSeq and is a predicted model, not a curated record.